UUUGUCAUGGCCACUCCAAAUGGAACCCUGGUCCACCCAGCAUACUUCUUACUGGCAGGCAUUUCUGGCCUGGGGCCUAGUGUACACUUUUGGCUGGCUUUUCCACUGUGUUUUAUGUAUGCCUUGGCCAAUGUGGGCAGUGUGGCCAUUGUGCUCAUCAUCCAUGUGGAAAGGCGCCUGCAUGCACCCAUGUGCCUCUUCCUGGCCACGCUCUCCACCACUGACCUGGCCCUCUCCUCCAUCACCAUGCAGAUGGCCAGCCUCUUUCUGACAGGCAUCCUGGAGAUCGAGUUAAAUGUGUGUCUGGCCCGGAUGUUCCUUAUCCAUGCUCUGUCAGCCAUGGAGUCAGCUGUCUUGCUGGCUAUGGCUUUUGACCAUUUUGCCAUCUACCACCGGCUGCAGCAUGCUUCCAUGCUUACAGGGCCUACUGUCACCAACAUUGGAAUAGCUGCCUUGACCAGGGGAUUUGCAUUCUUCUUCCCACUGCCCUUCAUCCUGAAGUGUCUCUCAUACUGCCAAACACAUACCAUCACACACUCCUGUUUGCACCAAGAUAUCAUGAAGCUGUCGUGUACUGACACCAUGGUCAGUGUAGUGUACGGACUCCUCAUCAUCCUCUCAGCCAUGGGUGUGAACUCCCUCUUCACUGGCUUCUCCAGUACCCUCUUCCCAAGGGCUGUACUGAAUCUGUCCUUGGGGGAAGCACUCAUGGCUUUCCGCACCUGCGUCUCCCAUCUCUGUGCUGUCCUGGUCUUCCACGUGCUGCUCACUGGGCUCUCAGUGGUGUACAGGCCGGGUGGCCCUACCUCCCUGCACCAUGAGAUUGUGGCUGACAUCUGUCUUCUACUACCACCCGUGGUUAACCAUGGUUAUGCAGCCAAGACCAAGGAGAACCAUUCACGGUCCUCCAUAGAGUCUCCCAGGGUGGCAGGUGAGCAGGAUCACCUUCCUGUGUCCUCAGUCCCUGCCAAAGAUGGCAGGAUUAAGAUUCUGCUGAAUGUCUUGGUCACUGGAGUCUCUAACCCACUGGGCUGUCUGCUUCCAAUUAUCAAAAUAGAUCUUGGAUUUCUGUUUCCACGAAUGUGUCAGUACGUGAGAACUUAG
Messenger RNA from Manis pentadactyla (Chinese pangolin), 1104 nucleotides. Its product is annotated as olfactory receptor 51D1-like. Gene Ontology annotation, cellular component: membrane. Gene Ontology annotation, molecular function: olfactory receptor activity. Gene Ontology annotation, biological process: G protein-coupled receptor signaling pathway. Lineage: Eukaryota; Metazoa; Chordata; Mammalia; Pholidota; Manidae. The record is from RefSeq and is a predicted model, not a curated record.